Condylura cristata (star-nosed mole) is the source of this 1362-nucleotide messenger RNA. It is a transcript of the gene CRABP2, whose product is annotated as cellular retinoic acid binding protein 2. Gene Ontology annotation, molecular function: fatty acid binding. The transcript is spliced from 4 exons. Gene Ontology annotation, biological process: fatty acid transport. Bases 226 to 642 code for a protein of 138 amino acids. The record is from RefSeq and is a predicted model, not a curated record. Gene Ontology annotation, cellular component: cytosol; nucleus. Lineage: Eukaryota; Metazoa; Chordata; Mammalia; Eulipotyphla; Talpidae.
GGGCGAGAGGCGGGGCCACUUCAUUCUUGGACUGGGGCGGGCCGGCGCAGGGUAUAAAGCCUGCCAGCGCGGGAGCACAGCCGGCUUCGGGGUUGUCCUGGGACGUGUCCUACCUCCUAAGACCCACGAUCGGGCGAAGGCGGCGGCUACCUUUUUCGACGAAAGGACUCAGCGUCCAGUGCUCCAGCUGAAGGGUUUAGGGGGACCAUCGACCACGCCGUCACCAUGCCCAACUUCUCUGGCAACUGGAAAAUCAUCCGAUCGGAAAACUUCGAGGAUUUGCUCAAAGUGCUGGGGGUGAACGUGAUGCUGAGGAAGAUUGCUGUGGCUGCAGCAUCCAAGCCAGCAGUGGAGAUCAAACAGGAGGGAGACACCUUCUACAUCAAAACCUCUACCACUGUGCGUACCACUGAGAUCAACUUCAAGAUCGGAGAAGAGUUCGAGGAGCAGACCGUGGACGGGAGACCCUGCAAGAGCCUGGUGAAAUGGGAGAGUGAGAACAAAAUGGUCUGCGAGCAGAGGCUUUUGAAGGGAGAGGGCCCCAAGACUUCCUGGACUAGGGAACUGACCAAUGAUGAAGAGCUGAUCCUGACCAUGACUGCAGACGACGUGGUGUGCACCAGAGUCUACGUUCGAGAGUGAGUGGCCACGGUCCAGGAGCUGCCCUGGCUCACCACCAGUCUGUGCUUCCUCCUGAGCAUGGGCAGCCCUUCCCCUUGUUUUCAUGCCCCCCCCAUUCCUUCCUUUUAGGCUAGUUCUCCCCUAACCCUACUGGCUUCUGGGGGUGCUGGGAUGCCUCAUGCAGGGCUCUUUCUGGUCCUUCUUCCCCUGCUUUCCACCAACAAAGAGGGAUGUGUUGCAAGAGCCCAGAUCAUCCAUUCCAGAGUCACUCGCCCCCCAAACCAACCCAGAGCAAGAUCUCUUUCUGUGAGGGGACCUGAGGGCCCGGGUGGGAAAAACUGGCCCUCUGGCUUCUACCCUUGGUCCCUGUAGCCUCCUGGGGUAGAAUAUUUAUUGGUUAAUUUUAUUAAAAUGUUUUAGAAAACAAAAACUGUCUGUGGCUCGAUGGCAAGGGGAUAGUUGCCUGAGCUCCACUUGGCCUCUGGAGGCAGCGUGGGAGAGGGAACAGUUCCACCUCCUGGAUGUAUGACCAGCAAGGGAGUCCUUCCCCCCGCCUUCUCCCCACUCCUUCAGCUGCUGCAGAGUCUAUAAGCAUCACCUGCACCCCUCCUCCCCCCCAGCCUCCAUGCAACCCACUCUGGCUCUCAAGGCCGCAGGGCUGCCUCCUCUCCGCAGGCCCUCAGCCGAGGUGCCGGCUCCCUCCUUUAUCUCCCACAUUUUCCACAGUGGUGACACAGCUUC